AUGGCCACUCUUCCAACUUGGGGAGGACUGUUCAGGUCUGAGGUCCUGUCCAAAGAGCCCGUGGUUGUGGAGAUGGCCAAGAGGUAUAUGAAGACGUGUAUGACCAACUUGGUGAAGACUGGGUAUCCAUCCAGAAACGACCACCCCAGUUGCCUGUACUCCAGCGUGGACUUUGACAACGAUGAAGAUUUUCACGGAUUUUCUCUCAUUUUCCGAGCCCAGCAGAGCGACAUGCUGAGGCUGGCCUGUCGGAUCGCUCCUCUCGAAGCUUUCCGGAUCGCAGGGGAGUGGCUGCACUUCCUGAUCGCGAGUCCCAUCGACAUUGGAGAUGCGAGCACGACAUCCUCCGAGGGUACAUGCUCCAUCCUGUCCCCAUCAGCGAUCCAAUGGGAUGCAGAGACCGUCUUUAUGGAGAGCAUGAUCUCUCAAAUGUUCAAAUAUUUGGAGCCUGAGAGGCUUCCCGUAGAACAGGGCCUGGAGCUGCUUCAGACUCUGGUGAACUACGAGACCACAGACCCUCUGAUCCUGUCCUGUGUCCUGACCAACAUCUCAGGCCUGUUCCCUUUCAUCAAACACCAAACACAGCUGCUGCCGUCACUCCUCAAUAAGCUGUUUGGUUAUGUGACCUUCGAUACGUCCCCAGACAAAAGCGUGCCCCGGACCAGAGCUGUGAAGAACGCCCGCCGACACGCCUGCUGCUCCAUCAUCAAGAUCUGCAGAGACUAUCCAGGAAUUCUCUCGCCCUACAUGUUGUACAGCAAGAUGAAGGAGAUGUUUGCCGCAGACCCCACCAUCACCUUCAUGGAGAAGUGUGCUCUGAUGGAGGCUGUGGUGCUGCUCAGUAACCACCUGAAGGACUACGAAAAGCAGCAGGCCUUCCUGGAGGAGCUGAUGGCCUCGGUGGUGACCGACUGGACCUCAGAGGAGCUCGGCCAAGUGUUGUCAAACCCUGCCAUGUUCCUGUCCUUUGUUGGAGCAGACCAGGUCAUCACUGAGCACAACAAGGAGGCGGAGGCUCUGGGCUGCAACAGAGCUCGGCUCAAUUUCUGCCUGUACGUCUUGGCCAGCGUGUACAAGCGCGCCCAGAGGCCAGUGGACUUGGAAGAGGCCAAAGCCGGAGGUUUCGUGACGGGUUACACCCUCAAUGGUGACCCCAUAUUCAGAAACCCCUGCUCCUCCCUGUUCCUGCCUCUGCUGCCCAACAUAUUUGCACUAAUACGAACACAAAACGUGCUGUUCUCCCCAGAAUACAAGGCCCGUCUGAGUGAGACGUACUCGGAGGCGUUCGAGCUGAUGGAGAAGGAGAAGAAGGUCAUCCUCGGGAUUGUGCAGCCAGUGUUUGACAUUUAUGACUCUCCGGUGCUAAAAACCAACCUGGACCGAAUGCAAGGGUUCUUUUCCUCUGUGUACGACAACUGUUUUCACGCUUUGGCCAAUGCGGCGCAGACGAUGACACAGGAGUUUUACUCUGUGGAGGGACUGUGCCAGGAGAUCAAAACUUCUGUGUUCGGAUCUCUGGACCACGUGCCGGACCACCGACUGCGGCCCAUCAUCCGUGUCUUCAUGACAAAGCUGGUGCAGUCGUGUCCGCCGGAGCACUACGAGAGCCUGCUGUGCCCUCUGCUGGGGCCGCUGUUUACCUACAUGCUGGAGAGACUGAAUCAGAAGUGGCAGGUCAUCAACCAGAAAAGUUCCAAUGAGUGGACUGAAGACGACGGCACCUCGCCAUGGCGAUCCACGGACUCUGAGCUGUCUGAUGAAGAGGCGUCACAUCCUUGGAGAGUGGAGGUUUCUCUGUUCCAGAGCCACAACACCCGCAGCUCACAGACGACUCUGAGGGUCAUUCUUUUGCUCAAGCGCACUCAGACCCAGAGAGGCCAUCCUCAGAGACCUGCCAGAGUUCCCCUCAUGGGCGGAGUUUUGAGCCUCAGAGCCUCCUGUAUCCAGAGGGCAGAAGAGCCACAUAGCCCUAGCUCCCGCCGGCUGCAGCACCUGCCUUUCACCCCUGCACAUGUCAACACUCACUUCAAUGGCAUGCUCCAACACACACAUACCGACCUGACCAGACCCCAACCAGACCCCAGCGUGAGACCAGGCCCAGCGCUGUCUGGAGGCCCUCAGGAGCAGAUUGUGGACAACAGCCACUCCACUGGUGGUCCCCCAACAAUCUUCGCUCUGCUGCGCUCGGGAGCCAAGAGAGACAGGAGGAGGACCAGUUUUCUGCCACCACCUAUGGACUGUUCAAACUCUGUGGAGGGAGGUCAUGGCAAGCCAGGAAGGAGAGAGGAGUCACUAGUGCAUCCUGACAGUCCCAGUGCAGAUGAUGAAGGUUCACUUCGACAGUCCCAAGAGAAGGAGGAGUCACCACGACUGUCCCAAGAGAGGAGGAGGAGGCGGUCCAACACGACUGUUCCCAAGAGGAGGAGGAGGAGGCGGUCAACCACGACUGGCCAAGAGGAUAGAGAGGAGCGGUCACCACGACUGUCCUGGGGAGAGGAAGAGAGGUCACCCACGACAGUCCAAGAGAAGAGAGGUGGACUUUGA
Knipowitschia caucasica is the source of this 2544-nucleotide messenger RNA. Lineage: Eukaryota; Metazoa; Chordata; Actinopteri; Gobiiformes; Gobiidae. The record is from the annotation of a GenBank genome assembly.